Messenger RNA from Sarcophilus harrisii (Tasmanian devil), 2108 nucleotides. It is a transcript of the gene CLEC5A, whose product is annotated as C-type lectin domain containing 5A. Bases 222 to 881 code for a protein of 219 amino acids. Gene Ontology annotation, biological process: innate immune response. NCBI's taxonomy places the organism in Eukaryota, Metazoa, Chordata, Mammalia, Dasyuromorphia, Dasyuridae. The record is from RefSeq and is a predicted model, not a curated record. Gene Ontology annotation, molecular function: virus receptor activity. The transcript has 8 exons.
CCCCCCAAAAGCCAGAAGAGGAAGAAGCACAGGAAGCAAAGGAUGUUGCCAAGACCAAGAGAAGGUCUCAGAGGAAGCAUCCCAACUUAGGGGAACAUCAGAGGUCUGGAAUCCCCCAGAGACACAAGCCCACUUGAGCAGGUGUUGGAGCCCUUUUUCCAAGCACAGCACAGCCCAAGCCACCUCCCAGGGGAGGUACUGGGCCUCCUACACAAUUUACUAUGGCCUGUAUAAACUGGCACACGGUCAUCUCUGUAGUCAUUGUCCUGACUGUCAAAGCUGUUGGUACAACCUUUUUUCUCCUUUAUUUGCCACAGAUAUUCCCUCCUGUCCUUGAAGAAAACUUCAACUCUACCAGCACAGAAAGAAGCACAACAGUGCCAUGGACAUCUCCCAUUACCUUUGAAGAAAAUUUCAAAUACUUCACCACUGAAGCCAGCAGAACUGUUCCACAGACUUCACAUGUCACCUCUGAAAGGAACUCCAGACAUCUCACCACAGAGAACAGCAGAGCAGUCUGCCCCAUUCGGUGGGAUCUUUAUAAGGGGAGAUGCUAUUUCUUCUCUACCAAUGAAAGAAACUGGGAGGAUAGUCGGAACCAAUGCACGAAUGAAGGGGCCACACUGGCAGUUAUCAACAACAAAGAGGAGCAGAAGUUUCUCCAGGAGAGAGCUGGCACGGAGAUAUAUUUCAUGGGCCUUCGAUACCAGAUUUCACUAGGAAGUUGGCAGUGGAUUGAUGGCUCAGAAUUUAUGAUCAAGUCACAAGAACUACAGAAAUCCAAUUAUUCUGCAGAGGCCAGAGGUGGAAGAAAAAUCUUUGCCACAACAGUUCUGAGAUGUGGCCUGUUAGAAAGAAAAAUUUCAUUUAGAGUGAUAUGAGAUUUAAUAUGAAUACUAUCUCCCUUUAUGCUUGAAAUAUUUAUUUAAACACAUAGGUAGAUAAUUAUUCUAAAUAGAACCAGCUAUGAACACACACACACACACACACACACACACACACACACACACCCCUCCACACACUGACUUAUUGGGUAUAAGGGAGACAAUCAGGGUUAAGUGACUUACCCAGGAUCACACCUGGACCUAAGGGUUCCUCCUGAUUCCAUGCUGGGGUUCUAUCUACUGAGCCAUCUAGCUACCCUUACAUGAUUGUUAAUAUUUUUUAACCAUUAAUUUCCUUGGACCAAACCUAGAAAAGGAAGUUAGGAAAACAGGAUGCAAGUGGCCAUAAUAGGUUUGUGCCAUACCAAAGUGUCCCAACAUCCUCACUAACCAUUGUGUGCAAUAGAAAAGUAAAGCUAAGAAUUGAAAGGGACCUUAGAUAACUGAAACCACUUCUAUAAAUGUGCUCAGAAAUCACAAAACACUAGAGACCAAGGCCUGAUUUAUUGUCUAAUUGAUUAUCUUCACUUAAGUAAUGGAGAAAAUGUUCAUAGAGCUACAUUACAUUUAAAAGUGUGUCAUCUUUCAGAGAGCCAUUAAAUAUUCACCAACAAAUUCUUGUGUAGAUCAUGUGAGAUAGUCACCUGAACAACUUUGUUUUACAUUAUUAUAUAUUUGUACUGACUAGAAAUAUCAACUUAUAGCUUUCAUUUGUAGACCAUAAUGUUUCCUCCUAAAAUAAUAUGAAACUUGAUGUAGUUCAGUAAUGUCUAACUCUUUCUUCAUGACCCAUCUUCGAGGGCUUCCUUGGCAAUGACACUGGAGAGCUUUCCUUAUCCAGUUCAUUUUACAAAUGAGGAAACUAAGGGGAAAAGGGUGAAGUGACUUACCUAGAAUCCCUUAAUAAGUGUCUGAGGCUAAUGAAGAUAUUUUCUUGAUACCAAGCCCAGGGCUCUAUCCAUUGUCCCCUCAGCUACUCCCAGUAUGGGACUGGUAUAUUCUUUUUACAUUAUAAUCCCUCAAAUAUUUAUAAGUAGAUUUCAAGUCUUCUUUUAGUCUUAUUUCUUUCUACUUUUAUUUGUAAGACUAAAAGGCUUUGUGUUAUUUGCUCCUCUAAACAGGUUUUUGAAGCUGUGAUCCUGAUUUAUACCCAUGUUGUUGAUGUUGUUCCAUCAUUUCAGUCAUGUUCAAUUUCUCAUGACCCUAUUUAGGAUUUUGUUGGCA